CAAAAGAAAAGAUAAACGAAAUCAUUAAACUCGUCGACGAGGUUGAAGAAACAAAGAGAGAGAUAGCAAAAUGGAAUGGAGGAAAUGGUACUUAGACGUGAUUCUUGUGCCAUUAGCUCUAGUGAUGAUGCUUUGUUACCACAUCUACUUGUCCUUCAUGGUUCGAACCCAUCCCUUCUCCACUGUCCUCGGCAUCAACUCUCGCGGCCGCCGGAUCUGGAUUUCCUCUAUGAUCAAGGAGAAUCAGAAGAUGAACAUAUUGACGGUACAAACACUCCGUAACGUAGUAAUGGGAGCUACACUGAUGGCUACGACCUGCAUCCUCCUCUGCGCCGGUUUAGCCGCAGUCAUAAGCAGCACUUACAGCAUCAAGAGGCCCCUAAACGACGCCGUUUAUGGAGCACAUGGAGAUAUCGCCAUAGCCAUCAAAUACCUAACGAUUCUCACAAUCUUCAUCUUUUCUUUCUUCUCACAUUCUCUCUCCAUCCGCUUCCUCAACCAAGUCGCCAUGCUCGUUAACAUCCCUAACUUAUACCCUAAUCCCUCUGGUGACUUGUUCCUCACGUCUGAGUAUGUCUGCGAGUUGUUUGAUAAGGGUUUCUUUCUCAGCACGGUAGGCAACAGGUUCUUCUACGCAGGGUUUUCUCUGAUGUUAUGGAUCUUUGGUCCCAUCCUCGUGUUCUUGAGCGUUUUGGUGAUGAUGCUUGCUCUUUAUCACGUAGACUUUGUGUCACUCAGCAACAAAAAAGAGAAACAACGUAUAGUGGAUUGUCCUCGCGCCUCUGAUCCUCCAAAUGGUGGUGGUGAUGCAUAAUACAUUUCCAAAUGUAAAAAUGUGAAAUUUUGGAAAACAAUAAUGCAUGGAGAAUUUAAGCAUCACUACUUAUUUUGUUAUUCAUAAUUAUGCAUGUGUUAACAAGAACUGAGUUCGAGUUUUAUUAUUUACUAUAGUGAAUAAGUAUGUAGAUCGUAAAUUUAAGAAAACUAAAAGUCCACUUGAUUGGAAUGUUCUAGUUAAUGACUUUAAGAAAGUAAUUUAGAAUACUUCUGGAUUCUAUUUUCUGAUCUAAAUAACUUUUGUUUUUUUAAUAUACAUUUCCUAGUUUGAUUCA
This is a messenger RNA of Brassica napus (rape), 1112 nucleotides long. RefSeq lists its product as uncharacterized. The coding region runs from base 71 to 814 and encodes 247 amino acids. NCBI's taxonomy places the organism in Eukaryota, Viridiplantae, Streptophyta, Magnoliopsida, Brassicales, Brassicaceae. The record is from RefSeq and is a predicted model, not a curated record. The transcript is spliced from 2 exons.